AAGACUAAACAUUUGACCAACUUGUGAAAGAGCGUAAAAUGAAACCUUCUUAAAACAUUAAUGUACAACGGAUGCACCUAGUUUUAGAUUAUUAAAGCUUUUCUCGUUGUUUAGUAUGCUUCAGUUUUGCUUUAUGAGCGCAAAAAAUUGAACAACUUUCACAUUGCAGCAAUAAAAUUCAACGGCUAUCAACAUGGCCUAUUCAAGCACUUCUAGAAUACAAUCAAACAACGAUGCACUUAACUGUUCGGUUUGCGCGGAUUUUAUAGCUGAUCCUCGCGCAUUACCUUGUGGACAUUCUUACUGUGGUCCAGCAAAAAUGUGUCUAAGAGCACUCCAAAGACCCGGCGGUGUAUUGCGAUGCGCAAUCUGCAGCACAGAGUAUACUAGAAGAAUUGAAGAUUUGAAGCCUUUAUACGGAAUAAGAGAACAUUUAGAAGGAUACUCAUCAGAAAUCAGCGCGUAUCAGAAAGAAAUUGAAGAACUGCGGAACAAAAUGGACAAUCUGCAGACAAAACUAUCAUUUAUUCCUCCAGUUUGCUCGCACAACUUAUGCGAAAAUUUAGUUUCUUUCUGGUGUAAAGAAUGUGAAGUGGAGAGUUGCGACGACUGCCUUGAAACAGAUCAUGACAAGCAUUCAGUUUUGGGGUACAAAAAACAUCUGAGAAGAAGGGUUGAGAUGAAACUUCAGAUGCUCGCAAAAGCAGGAGACAACAAAAAACGCAGCGAUGAGCUGCUCAAAAAAUUAGAAAAAAAAUUGGACAGAAUCAAUAAAGAUCUUGUUCACUACCGAUCUUUGGAGACACAAGUCAGAUCAGUGGAAAAAGCCAACAGUGAACUUUCCAAAAAUUUGGAUCAUCUUCAUAAUUUCGCAAAAGGAAUUAGAGAGUGCAGCUGGGAAUUGAUUCAAAAAUUUCUAUCUGAGAACUACGAGUUUCCAGAAGAUGGCAUUGAAGAGCCAAAUGAAAAAACAAUUCAGAAGGAUAUCUCAUCAAACGAACCGUAUCCAAGCCAGAACAGUUACAGAGGAACUAUCGGAAUCAACUUUGGAUGUCCACGGCGAAAACUUCCAGACUACGAUGAAAAAUUUUGGUCACCCGUAAUAUUGUUAGGAGGGAUAGGAUUUCAAAUUGGGAUUUUAAAAGUGAGAAGUCCAAUUCACAACAACCAUCCCAUGCUGCAAAUUCUAUUCCAAACUACCAGUAGAACCCCAGACAAACUGAAACUGAAUUUUUUUGCAACAAAUCACACAACUCGGAAGUGUCAUUUCGAGAAAGCCAUUACAAAAUGUGAUCAAUCAGGUUGCAUUUUUUCUGUUCUUUGGAACCAACUUCUCGAAAAACAGAAGAAUUGGCUAGACUCAGAAGGGAACCUAAUAAUUUACUGCACAUUAGAAUGA
This is a messenger RNA of Symsagittifera roscoffensis, 1399 nucleotides long. Its product is annotated as RING finger protein nhl-1-like. Gene Ontology annotation, biological process: regulation of gene expression; protein ubiquitination; innate immune response. Gene Ontology annotation, cellular component: cytoplasm. Lineage: Eukaryota; Metazoa; Xenacoelomorpha; Acoela; Convolutidae. The transcript has 3 exons. Bases 194 to 1399 code for a protein of 401 amino acids. The record is from RefSeq and is a predicted model, not a curated record. Gene Ontology annotation, molecular function: ubiquitin protein ligase activity; zinc ion binding.